GCUUCUCCAGGGGACCUGUCCAUGUUCUGCCCUCGUGUUGUGCUGGAAGGAAGCAGCUUUGUAGUUGCCUGCGAGACAGAGACUGUCGGCAGUCCGACCGCCAUUGUCCGCCUGGAGGGAGAGAAGGACAGACAGAAGGUGAUCAGCUCUGUACCACGAACAGCCAAUGGCACGCAGUUCAGAUGUCACGUGACCUGGGGAGGAGACACAAACAGCACCAGCAACUACACACUGCUUGUGGCAUACGGCCCGGACAUGGUCUCAAUCCGGAGUUCGUCUCCUAGCAACAACGCAAACACUUCGCUCGUCUGCUCAGCUUCGGAAGCGUACCCCGCAGUUAUCUACUCUUGGCAGGGAGCAUGCGCAGAAGUGACAACAAGUGUAGGUGGCAGCACCUGUCUCAUGUCUCGGCCAAUCAGUGACAGCGAUGUUAUCACGUGCACAGCCGUCAACUCCCUGUUUGACAUCUCUGUGACAACAUCCUACAGUCCUGGCCUCACAGGAACUCAGCCUCUAAUAGCUGCAGCUGUAGGUGGAGCUGCUGCUGGUGUCAUUAUCUUGACUGCUGUCAGCGUUGUCGUCAUUCUCUACAUUUUUAGAAAACGAAAAGAUGGAAUGUACGCCAGCACCACAAGGGGUAGAGAAGAGCCGCAUCCUUACAUGGACCUAGAGAUGAGAGGUCAAGGUCACUGUGAAACAACGUCUGCAGACUCACACUCUGAACAGUCACGUGACCAGGUCAAACACGGGUACGAGAGGACAGGGCGGUGUGUGAACAAGAAUAUGAAGCACAGAGUGUCAUCCAAUAUCUGAACAUGACUGGAAACCUCACGACAUGUCACGUGAGAUGUCUGACAUUUUAGUUUCAAUCUUGAAUUGGCUAAACGAGGACAUGUCCUCAUCCCGUGUCUCGCCGGAACUGUUGACAGUUGACUACAGACAAGUACCCGGAUGUGUGGUGACUGGCAGUAAUGAUAACCUGUUAGCAGCACUUGAAAUCAGAAUAGUUAAAGCUUAAGUAAUUAAUUCUCUUCAAGUCCAUUUGAAAGAUGUAGGAACAUGUGCUUCAAGUGUCUGGUGUAUUUAAGUUGUUUUGUUGUUUACAAGAAGUCUUUCAUGCUGGGUUAAUCCAAAACAAAACAGGGAACAGUGUGUGGUACUUGAACUGAUAACCUUCUCAGCGCUAAUAUGUGUGUGUGUGUGUGUGUCUACUUGACUCUCAAUCGAAUAAUAUGAAAGGUGUAGGUACCUGAAUGCCAGGUACUCAAUAUUUAGCUGAGUACACACGUGGUUUGUACUAAGUUUACUCAGCGCUCAAAGCUCAGCCUAAAACCACGGUAACAGCUUCAGCUCUAAACAAUUAGUAAAACUAUUAUUACAAUCUUCAUUAUUGUGAGAUUCUAUAAUAUCCAAACAACAGUCGGUAAAUCCAUAAUGUUUAUAAACAAAAGUUACAGCUAUCUGGAUGACGUCACUCGUCAUGUCACAUCGAAAAAUGAAUAUUCCUCACUAUCAUCCACCUUCUCCUCCUCCUUUGCAUCAUUACUAUCAUUGUCAUAUGUAUCAUCAGACAAUUUGUCUUUUGGAAGUGCUAAAGAAUCAAGAAUAGUUAUAUAAAUGGUUAUAUAACUGUUAUAUAAACAUUUCUCGAAGUUAUUUAUUUACUACAAGCACCAGGUGACGGCAGGUACACCUCCAUAUCUUAGAAAGAGGGGAAGGGGGUCACGGGAAGCUAGGAUGUAGUGAGGGGUGUUAUAGGGGGCGCAGUAUGAUAAGUUUCUCUUUCAUUAUUUUAUUUCAAAAAAGGAGGUUGAAGAUCGGGACCAUACUUGAACAACAGACUCCAUCAGUCACCUAGUUUAUCGUAGCUCGUGACAGUAGAAACACUGUAACACAAGCUGCUGAUGAUGGGUCUGCUCUGUACAAGCCGGAUGUCUGGCAUCUCCUCUGUUUAUAAUCCACUUGAGCUCAUUUUCCUGUCAGGUCUCAGUAAAUUAGUGAACUUGAUACAGAAUGGAAUUCAGUGUCAGCGCUGUCAUGCUUCACAAUAUUUUCAUAACUUGUAACUUGAAA
This is a messenger RNA of Pomacea canaliculata, 2073 nucleotides long. RefSeq lists its product as uncharacterized. Bases 22 to 813 code for a protein of 263 amino acids. The transcript is spliced from 5 exons. Lineage: Eukaryota; Metazoa; Mollusca; Gastropoda; Architaenioglossa; Ampullariidae. The record is from RefSeq and is a predicted model, not a curated record.